AAUAAUUAAUAAAUAUAAAAAGUCGACAAUUCCAAAGGAGACGAAGAAGCUUCUCAUUCUCACACGGCUCUCCAUUCCCCCCUUUUUGGGGUUUAACCCGAAACGAAAAGAUCUCACUUUUAUUUUCGUCUCAAUCGAGGGUUCAUAGGUUUUCCGAUCUCGGUUUUGGUAUUUUUCUCGGAUUUUUUUACUCAAAAUCCGUGUACUUAUCAUUUUCCGAAGUUGAUUUCAGAUUGGAUUUUUGGAUCAUUUAUUCUUUCGAUUCAUCUCAAUAAAAGUGGUCUUUGCUUGAUCGAUUGGGGAGAUGAUGAGGGGAAAACUAUGGAUUUCGAUUUGGAUUUCGUUUUUGUUGGGAUCGUGCAUGGGGAAAUUCAUGGUGGAGAAGAAUAGUUUGAGGGUGACCUCGCCCAAAUACCUGAAGGACGUGUACGAGAGCGCGAUUGGGAACUUUGGGAUUCCGCAGUAUGGUGGGACGAUGCUUGGUGUCGUGGUUUACCCUAAGGCGAAUCAGAAAGGGUGUAAGAGUUUUGAGGACUUCGAUCUCUCUUUCAAAUCAAAACCGGGGAGUUUGCCUACCUUUUUGCUCGUCGAUCGAGGAGACUGUUAUUUUACAACAAAAGCAUGGAAUGCGCAAAAUGCUGGAGCCGCUGCAAUCCUCGUUGCUGACGACAGGGUCGAACCUUUAAUAACAAUGGACACACCUGAGGAAGACAGUACGAGUGCAGACUAUGUACAAAACAUUACCAUCCCUUCAGCACUUAUAAAAAAAGACUUGGGCGAUAGCCUUAAGAAAGCUCAAGAGAAGGGCGAUAUGGUUAAUGUCUAUUUGGAUUGGAGGGAGUCUCUACCCCACCCAGAUGAGCGUGUAGAGUACGAAUUCUGGACUAACAGCAACGAUGAAUGUGGCCCUAAAUGUGACAUGCAAAUGGAAUUCGUGAAGAAUUUUAAAGGAGUAGCACAAAUACUUGAGAAAAAGAGUUACACCCAAUUCACUCCUCAUUACAUUACUUGGUACUGUCCAGAAGCUUUUAUUCUUAGCAAGCAGUGCAAAUCGCAGUGUAUCAACCAUGGGAGAUAUUGUGCGCCCGAUCCAGAACAGGAUUUUAGCACGGGGUAUGAUGGAAGAGAUGUUGUGAUUCAAAACCUGCGCCAGAUUUGCUUAUUUAAGGUCGCUAAUGAGAGUGGGAAACCAUGGUUGUGGUGGGAUUAUGUGACUGAUUUUGCAAUUAGAUGCCCGAUGAAGGAAAAGAAAUACACAAAGGAGUGUGCUGACAAAGUCAUUCAGUCACUGGGCUUGGAUUUAAAGCAGAUAGACAAAUGUAUUGGAGAUCCUGAAGCCGAUCAAGAAAAUCCAAUUCUUAAAGCUGAACAAGAUGCACAGGUUGGUCAAGGUUCUCGAGGUGAUGUGACUAUUUUACCAACCCUUAUUGUCAAUGACAGGCAAUACAGAGGUAAGCUGGACAAAACUGCAGUGCUCAAAGCGAUAUGUUCAGGCUUUGAGGAGACCACUGAACCAGCUGUUUGCUUGAGUGAAGACAUAGAAACAAAUGAAUGUUUGGAUAAUAAUGGAGGAUGCUGGCAAGACAAGGCUGCUAACGUUACGGCAUGCAAGGAUACUUUCCGAGGACGAGUAUGUGAGUGCCCUAUUGUGGAUGGUGUAAAGUUUUCUGGCGAUGGAUAUACCCAUUGUGCAGCCUCUGGAUCAGGCAGGUGUGCAAUCAACAACGGAGGAUGCUGGAAAUCUACCAGAGAUGGCACGUUAUAUUCAGCCUGCUUAAUUGGAGAGCCUGAGGGGUGCAAAUGUCCAGAGGGGUUCAAAGGCGACGGGGUUAACACAUGUGAAGAUGUUGAUGAGUGCAGAGAGAAGCUUGCUUGCCAAUGCAAAGACUGCAAGUGCAAGAAUACAUAUGGUAGUUAUGAGUGCAGCUGCGGUGGUGAUCUCUUAUACAUGAAAGAGCAUGACACUUGUAUUAGUAAAAAGCCUAUGUCACAGGUUGGCUGGGGUUUCCUGUGGGUUAUCUUCUUUGGCCUGGCUAUAGCUGGAGUUGGAGCUUAUGCAGUAUACAAAUAUCGGCUUCGGAGCUACAUGGAUUCAGAGAUCCGCGCCAUCAUGGCUCAAUACAUGCCCCUGGAUAACCAAGGAGAAGUGCCUACUCAUAAUUCGCAUCUUGAUAUUUGAAUAGAUACAGCUUCUCACACCGAAGAGCCUUCACGCUCUUCACAAAGGUCACUUCUAUUGCCACCCUUUGUAUGAGAGGAUUCUGUGUAUCUGUGAAUAUUUGAAUUCUCACCCUUACACCCUCCUAUUAUUUUACCUUUUUAAGUUUAGAAAUCUAUUGGGCAUUUAGUAAUACAAUACCAAUUUUCUUUCUAGUUAAAAACUGAUCCUUGUUUUUUUUGGGUUUUGUUUUAUCUAUAAACAUUUUUAACAUUGUUUCGGAAUUCUUGGACGGUAUAGCAGUGCAUGUACUCUGCUCAUGCACGGUGAUUUAACUAGUCACUUUCGAUUGCCU
Molecule: messenger RNA, 2513 nt
Organism: Ananas comosus (pineapple)
Lineage: Eukaryota; Viridiplantae; Streptophyta; Magnoliopsida; Poales; Bromeliaceae
Product: vacuolar-sorting receptor 1-like
Exons: 12
Coding region: 305-2179 (624 amino acids)
Molecular function (GO): calcium ion binding
Source: RefSeq, a predicted model, not a curated record